AUGGUUAUGGCCAGCGGCGGUGGCGGGCUGGUUCAGUCCCCGCCAGACAUGUUGCACCAUCACAACAUUAUGGACACUUCCUCCCAUGUUGAAAUGAUGCCCAAGAAGCUCCGUCUGUCUCUGUGCGUGGGCUGCGGCGGCCAGAUCCACGACCAGUACAUCCUGAGGGUAGCUCCUGACCUCGAGUGGCACGCCGCCUGCCUAAAGUGCCAGGAAUGUAGGCAGUUUCUGGAUGAGUCCUGCACCUGCUUCGUUAGAGACGGGAAGACUUAUUGCAAGAGGGAUUAUACCAGAUUAUUCGGGACCAAGUGUGAUAAAUGCGGUUCAUCAUUCAGCAAGAACGACUUCGUGAUGAGAGCUAAGACGAAGAUAUACCACAUAGACUGCUUCAGAUGCUGCGCAUGCGCACGGCAACUUAUACCCGGUGACGAGUUCGCAUUGAGAGAAGGCGGAGCAUUAUAUUGUAGAGAAGAUCACGAUGUUUUAGAAAAGAGCGCGAAUACAAGCGGCAGUAGCGCCGGCAACGCCGAAAGCAACAACAACACAACACUCAGCAACAACAAUUCACAUCACCCGCACGAGUUAGGAUCUAUGUCGGAUUCAGGCAGUGAAUCUGGUUCACAUAAGAGUGGAAGAGCAAGGGCUGGCGCUGCAGCUGAUGGGAAACCAACAAGAGUGAGGACUGUACUCAAUGAGAAACAAUUACAUACACUAAGGACCUGUUACGCAGCGAAUCCCAGGCCAGAUGCGCUAAUGAAGGAACAGCUAGUUGAAAUGACAGGCCUCAGUCCUCGCGUUAUACGAGUGUGGUUUCAGAACAAACGAUGCAAAGACAAGAAGAAGACUAUUCAAUUGAAAAUGCAAAUGCAGCAAGAGAAGGAAGGCCGUCGUUUAGGCUAUAUGUCUAUGGGAGUACCACUAGUUGCCGGUUCUCCUGUAAGACAUGAAGCGGGUUCCCUCGCUUUGGAGGUGACAGCCUAUCAGCCGCCGUGGAAGGCCCUAAGCGACUUCGCCCUACACGCGGAUCUUGAUAGACCCCAACAUAGUGCCGCCUUCCAGCAACUUGUGAACCAGAUGCACGGUUACGACAUCCCUUCCCUGCCGCCCCCUCGCCACGAAGAUAACUACGUCACAUAUCUAGAGAGUGAUGACAGUCUGCCUCCGUCACCCUAG
Danaus chrysippus (African queen) is the source of this 1173-nucleotide messenger RNA. NCBI's taxonomy places the organism in Eukaryota, Metazoa, Arthropoda, Insecta, Lepidoptera, Nymphalidae. The record is from the annotation of a GenBank genome assembly.